UCCCCUCCACAAUCCUAUUUUUCUUGCAAGUCGACCGCUCCGUGCUUCAGUCAUUCGCCGACAGUAGGAGCGUUCGUUUCGUAAGCAACGUUGCUGAUAUCUCUCUCUCUGUUGCCAUUCACGCCCGGCAUGCAGUAUUAGAGCGCUGACACGGACGCAUUUCUUCUUGAAGUGACUGGAUAGUGUAGAAUAGAUGAACAAUGGGAGCUUUCGGAGUUGUAUUCGGGUUUUCUGUGAUAUUUUCGUAUAGAUUCGCGUUGGUUUUAGCUGGAGGUGAAGGAAUCACAAUCAACAAACCUGUGGUCAGGUCUUCUAGGUUACAGGCGCAGUUUGCUACUGGUUAUGUUAGUUGUUUUUGCAACCUAGCGUCCUGUGUAACGACAGGCUACGUGUGUAAGUCUGUCAAGGGAGGCUGCUUCUCCGAUAUCUCAGACCAGAAUUCCAAUGGGCACAAAGGACACCAUGGUUGUAUAGAACAACUCCCUGAAGAGGAAUCAGCCAAGUGUCAAACCAGAGGUGGAAUGCACGAAAGAACUGUGAUACGAAGAAAAGAAAGCCCUAGAUCUCUAUUCCUAUGCUGCCAUCAUGACCUUUGUAAUCAUGUGGACAGUCCACAAACCAAGAGUCUUCUCAAUACCACGUUACUAAGUGAUAUAUCAGAAGAACAAGAUCUGAGGUAUCAGAACCAACAAGAAACCACAUAUUUGUACUCAGACUCAGAUGUCUGGUUCAGAGCUGCGACCAUAGCAGUACCAAUAUGCGGAGCUGUGAUAUUAUUCGUUUUGAUAGCGUUAGCUGUUAAAAUCUUGAAGAGCGAGCAUCAAGAUUCGGCUGUACAUAAGUUAGGCCCAACGAUGUACGUCCACCACCUCCCUCAGCAAUGCAAAACCCUCAAAGACUACCCAGAUCGCUACGACAAAGCAGCGUACGACAACCUCUUGAGAAAAGACUACAUUCCCACCCACCACAAUUUCCUAAUCGACGAAUCUGCAAGUCGCGCCCAUCAGCAGCCGCUAUUGGCUCAUCCUUCUGCGGUAGGCCCGCCUCCUUGCGCGUACGUACCUAUCUUAGCACCGUCCCCUUGCGUGAGUAACGCCCACAGCAACGCUUCUGAUAAGAACGAAACAAAUGCCAAGCUGAAUCUGAUGCAAUGCGAGUCCGACUCGAAGAAAUCGAUAAUUUUCGAGAUAGAGAAAGCACCAACAAACUGCUCAGAAGUUAACUUAGUCACAUUUACGCCUGAGAAAAGUUCGUAGCAGAGUGAGAGUUGUUUAUUUAUUCAGUAACGAAUAUCGUACUUAGCUGUACUUAUUCGCUUCGGAUAUAUAUUUUGUAUGAAUAUGUUUAUGUAUAGGAGGCUGUGAAUAUUCUGUUACUGUCAGGAAAAUGGCAGACGCCCUAACAUGUAGUUUAUAGUUUCUAAGUACUAUAUGUUGAAUCUUAUUAUACUAAUCAUUCUAGAAUCGUAUCCAAACUAACUUAUUGAAAUAUCGAUUUUGACAGAAAUCUCAACGGCAACAGUUGUACCAUAAUGGAAUAAUUACCACACCUGACGUGCUGGAUGCGAUCCUAGUAUGACACAGUAUAAUUGGCAAUAGUAAAACUGAGUGGGAAUGACUCUGAAUCACAAUAUUGAUGCCUAUGGGUCUUUGUAUAUCUCCUGAAUCGUGGCCGUUAAGUUAAUAAGAAUAAAUUUGUACUGCAAAUCAACGAUCUCAUCUGACUGACCAAUCUACGUUUACAGAAACAUCCGGAUUUUGAAUAUUUGUACUGGAGAUAUAGCCGCCUUACGCAUCUAAUGUACAUAUAUACAGCCACACAGUUCAUGCAAUAAAUCAAUCCUACUUACCACUUAUUUUUUUACUGUUGUUUUCUGACAAUCCCAUCAUAUUUGUGCAAAAGUUUGGCACACCUCAUUCGCCAUUUUCCAUAAUGGUAAUCUUCGUAUCUUUAUGUGAAGGGUUUUAUAUUACUCCUCUGAUAUUUUUUGUCAGAUGUAACUUUGUAUUGCUUUGUAUAUCUCUCAUCUAGCAAUAAUAUUUAUAUUUUACUUGAGAUUUAAUAGAGACAAUGUAUGCACACGGUUGCAGUCACGAAAAUUUGGAAAUUAUAAAGCAUUACCAUUGUAAACCAAACUUAAAUUGAGAAAUCACUCGCAACAAACAUAUUUAUACUGUUUUCAUCGGUUAAAUUAACCUAAUUUUACAAUUAUGUUUCAUCAAACUUGCUCAAAGAGGAGUGAUACCAAGCGAAGGCAGUUAGACAAUGUGAAUAAAUUAGAGAGAGAUACUACGAUACUUUUGUUUAAACAUUUAUUAAAGGUGGAAUAUUUAUCAUCCGUUUGCAACUUCGAAGUUUAUUUUUUAUCAUAAAUAACACUUCACGAGUGCUCUCUACGUCAUGUAAACACAAAUUAUUCUCAAAAUCCGUAAGGUAGCUUUUAGGGCCCUACGCGGAAAAUUACGCGAUUUAAUUUAGUAUCGGAAGAGGACUGGAAUUCAAUGUUUUUCUAACCUCAAAUUGUUGCCAGUUAUCUAGACUAGCUUUAUUUCGUACGACUUUUCGCCGUAACCACAAAAAACCGUGAAAAGAACUGAACUCACCAGUGAAAAUGUAGCGUUUUCUAAACAUUUUUAAGAAAUUCAGAGCGAAAAGCGUAUCCUUCGCAGAAUGUCCCACCAUCUUUAAGCCUCAUGGAUCGCGGUUUCUUUUUUUGUAAACCAGUAAUAGUCCAAGAGUCGACUGCAAAGCUUUGGUCUCAUCGAGUACUGACAUGGUAUGUACAAAAAUCUAAUGAAAUCUUAUUUUGGCAUGUGUGCUGUUUAGCAUCAAAAUACGUAAGAUUUGAACAGUUUUUAUCGCAUCGUAUCAGUACCAAAACCAGUAUCAAAAAAUCUACUGUCAGCUCCCCUAGUAUAAUGCAGAAGAAACCCUAGGUCAUUUGAGCUGACCGGCGGAUUAUAAAGACAUUCCACGAAACUGUCUUCUCUUGAUAUAACUAUUCUUUGGUUUGAUUACUAGUAAUAAGUACCAAAUUGAUUUAAAAAAUAAAUGCUUGAAAAAAGCAUGACUUGUAACUGUGAUUUAGACAGCCUAAUAUAAAUAGGCAGAUUGUUCAACGAAAACCGGUCUUCCUCUAAAAUUACACGUUGAUCUUUUUUUUAAUAUGGUACUGAAUAUGACCCUGUAUAUGUAUGUAUCUCUAUGACUGACUGGUUAUACACCUAUAUUCUAUAUACAGUAUGUUACUACGAGAAUUUGCUAUCAUGUAACUAUUUACGCUGUAAAAUGCCUUUCACUAUACAAGAGUUGUGGUAAUAUACUGUAAAUGUUAAUAUAGCAUUUUGUAUAAUGUUACACAAGCGAAUAGAAAUGUGAUGUAUCUACUAAUACUUUUUGACAAUGAGGAUACGACUGCUCAAGCUGAUUUUUGUAUAUAUGUAUAGUUUUGUACUUAUUUUUCUGUAUAUGAAUAAACCAACUUUAGUAAACUUCGUGAUGGAUAUACAGCGUGUAAAAUCUCAAAAGGAUCAAUCUUUCUUAGUGUCGAUUCAGCUUCACUUAACUGAUUUAUAAAGACAGCUGACAAUUUUGGGGCACGUUGUAUAUUCACGUGGAUAAGAAGCUAUGUUAAGGAGUACAUGUAUUUGGCUUAUUCAUUACAAUACAUUUUGCAACGAGUAUAUAUUUUGUAAAUAGUCUGGUAGACUAAUAAAAAUAUUCAUUGAAAACUGAAAUGUUUUAUUGGAUCCCUCACUAAAUCAUAGAAUGUACAUCAUAAACUGGAUCAGAUACAUGUGAAAUUACUUCGAAUUCGGUUUUAGCGACCUACAAUCAGUGAUGGGCGUUUACGCGUAUACAUUAAUUGUCUAUGUCUCGAUGUAUACAAUGUAUACAUUGCGUAUACAAUGAAUAGAAUGUAUACAAUGCUGAAGACAAUGUAUAGAAUAGCAUAAGUGAGGUUAGGUUUAUUCGCAAACGUCAAAAAGUUGGUGAACAGUGAAACGGCAACUUUAAAAAAAUAUGGUUGGACGCCCCAAGAACAAAGAAAUGAUGAAGUAGGGUUCACUUUGUUUGAAAAUGGAAAGACAUAUUCCGUAGAG
Molecule: messenger RNA, 4103 nt
Organism: Acanthoscelides obtectus
Lineage: Eukaryota; Metazoa; Arthropoda; Insecta; Coleoptera; Chrysomelidae
Source: the annotation of a GenBank genome assembly